Molecule: messenger RNA, 1893 nt
Organism: Thyridium curvatum
Lineage: Eukaryota; Fungi; Ascomycota; Sordariomycetes; Thyridiales; Thyridiaceae
Exons: 2
Coding region: 1-1893 (630 amino acids)
Biological process (GO): triglyceride biosynthetic process; lipid storage
Cellular component (GO): cytoplasm; perinuclear endoplasmic reticulum
Molecular function (GO): phospholipid:diacylglycerol acyltransferase activity
Source: RefSeq, a predicted model, not a curated record
AUGGCCAGCACUCUCCGUCGCCGUGUGCUUGGCAACGAGACGCCCUCUGACAGCUCUAGCCCGGCCCCGACACCCCGGGAUGAGAGCCCCGAAAAGCAGGGCGGUGAUGCUAAGGUUGUCACCGCAAAGGUGAUCCAUCACCAAGUCAAGACGAAGAAGAGGCGCACCACCCUCAUCUUCUUGCUCGGCAGCAUAUUUGGCAUCAUCGCUGCCGGUUUCUUUGCCAAGAGUAAUGACUUGAUCGACUUUCCUGAGAUCGGCGAGCUCAGUAUGGAUAGCUUCUUUGACGUCCUUCCCGCCGGGCUUGUUAGGGACAUGCGGGAUCUCAUCAAAGGGGAGCGAGAGUUCAUAGACAGCUAUGAUGCAUUUGCGAUUGGUGCCAAGGCACGGGCAGAAGGGCUGCAUGCGGACCAUCCCAUCAUCAUGGUCCCCGGUGUCAUCUCCACGGGCCUCGAGUCUUGGGGCACGUCGAACCACUCCCGCCAGUACUUCCGCAAGCGGCUGUGGGGUAGCUGGACCAUGAUGCGAGCGCUGGUCCUCGACAAGGAAGUGUGGAAGCGCCACAUCAUGCUGGACAAGAAGACGGGCCUGGAUCCCCCCGAUGCCAAGCUCAGGGCCGCUCAGGGCUUCGAUGCUACCGACUUCUUUAUCACCGGAUACUGGAUCUGGAACAAGAUCUUUGAAAACCUAGCAUCGCUCGGGUACGACCCCAACAACUCGUUCACUGCGGCGUACGACUGGCGGCUGUCCUAUGCGAACCUCGAGGUCAGGGAUCAGUAUUUCACCAGGCUCAAGCUCUAUAUCGAGAUGGCUGUCCAAACGUCCAAGCGCAAGGUGGUCUUGACAACGCACAGUAUGGGCUCCCAGGUGCUGUUUUACUUUUUCCACUGGGUCGAGUCGGCCCAGGGCGGCGAGGGUGGUCCCGACUGGGUCGAGAGACACGUGGAUUCGUGGAUCAACGUGAGCGGGUGCAUGCUGGGUGCGGUCAAGGGACUGACGGCAGUCCUAUCUGGGGAAAUGAGGGACACUGCUCAGCUGAACGCAUUCGCCGUCUAUGGCCUGGAAAAGUUCCUGAGCAAGGAGGAGCGGGCAGAAAUCUUUCGCACCAUGCCCGGCAUAUCGUCCAUGCUCCCCAUUGGCGGUAAUGCGGUAUGGGGUGACCUAGAUGGAGCCCCGGACGACCAGCCCGGCCAGCUCCAUUCCUUCGGGUCACUGCUGAACUUCCGCACAGGCAAGAACUGGACCACGCCCGACAGGAACUUGACUGUGGAAGGGUCCAUAGACUAUCUGUUCAACACGACCGAAGACUGGUAUCAAGAUCAGUUGAAAGGCAGCUACUCCCACGGCGUAGCCCACACGACGGCCGAGGUCGAGUCGAAUCAGGACGAUCCCCGUCGAUGGAUCAACCCGCUCGAAACAAGGCUGCCCCUCGCGCCGAGCCUCAAGAUCUACUGCUUCUACGGUGUGGGCAAGCCGACGGAACGAGCCUACUUUUACCGCUCUCCCGAGAUGCCGUUGCUGACCAACCUGAACAUGACGAUCGAUACUGGGUUGAUCGAGGGAGAGGUCGACCACGGUGUCGUCAUGGGAGAGGGCGACGGGACUGUCAACCUCCUCAGCACCGGCUACAUGUGCAACCAGGGCUGGAAGUUCAAGCGAUACAACCCGGCAGGCGCCAAGGUUACCGUCGUGGAAAUGGCGCACGAGCCCGAGCGUUUCAACCCCCGGGGAGGCCCCAAUACAGCGGAUCACGUCGAUAUACUCGGCCGGCAGACGCUGAACGAGCUGAUACUGAGGGUCGCCGCCGGCCGGGGCAACACCAUCUCGGACUAUAUCGUGAGCAACAUCCGAGAGUACGCCAAGAAGGUCAAGAUUUACGAGGAGGAAGAAUAG